AUGGAACUUAGGACGGAAAACAUCGGAAACCUUCAUACGGUUUCACAUUCUCAUCAAACGGACAAUUUGAUGAACUCUCUUCACACGAGACAGUCGGUGUCUCACCGUAACCUGGUGCACGGCCGGUCAUCCAUCAUGGUAUCUAGCAUGGCCUCGAUACUGGACGGGGCUGGGGAAUAUCGCCACGACCACUGUCUGUCCGCUCCUCUUCCCACAGCUAUGAGUAUGCCCUGCGAUUCUGGCGUAACCAUCAAUAGCACGUACACCACCCUGUCACCGCUACAGCACCUGCCUUCGAUAUCUACGGUAUCGGAAAAAUUCGCGCAUCACCACCAUUCGCACCCACAUCACGCGCAUAAUCAUCCCGCGCACCAGCGCCUGACAGCUGGAAACGUCAGCGGCAGCUUCACGCUUCUGCGCGAAGACCGCGGCUUGGCCUCCAUGGGCAACCUGUACACCCAUUAUCCCAAAGACAUUUCUUGCAUGGCACAGCCGCUCUCGCCGCUGUCCAACGGUUUAGGUACUUUGCACAACGCGCAGCAGCCUCUUGGCGCCUACGGUCAUGGUACUCACCUCUCCAACGACAAGAUGAUAUCGCGAGGAGGCUUCGAGACUCACACGGGGAUGCUAGGUCGGAGUGAUUUUGGGGGCCACGGUAGCGGAAUCACGUCCACUCUGAACAACCUACACCACACAGGUCAAUCACAUUUGUACUCUAAUGGAUCAAUGCUGUCGGAGCGCGACAGGCAUGAAGCCGGUAUCACUCAACAAGCAGUCGGAUCCAGCCAAGCAGAGGAGAUCAACACGAAAGAGGUGGCACAGAGAAUAACGGCCGAACUGAAAAGGUACAGCAUUCCGCAGGCUAUCUUCGCCCAGAGAAUAUUGUCUCGGUCCCAAGGCACGCUAUCUGACCUCCUGCGGAAUCCUAAACCCUGGAGUAAACUAAAAUCAGGACGGGAGACGUUCAGGAGGAUGUGGAAGUGGCUUCAAGAGCCUGAGUUCCAGCGCAUGUCAGCCCUUAGACUCGCAGCCUGUAAGCGAAAAGAGCAAGAGCAGCUAAAGGAACGUAGCACCAUCCCUAAAAAGCAGCGCCUUGUGUUUACUGACCUGCAGCGUCGUACGCUUAUUGCCAUCUUCAAGGAGAAUAAGAGGCCCAGCAAAGAAAUGCAGCUGACCAUUGCACAACAGCUGGGUCUGGAGCUCAACACAGUCAGCAACUUCUUCAUGAAUGCCCGGCGUCGCUGCAGUAACCACUGGCAUGAUGACCACCAGCAAGGUGACGGAAGCAGCCCAGGGCAGUCCAUCACUUCCACUGCCAAUUUUUCCAAAGCCUGAGGACAACAGCUUCCUCAAAGUUCUCCUCAAAUGUGCUAAUGUCCUUCAGACAUCAUACAUAGUGUGCCAUGCAAUCCCACUUGCCGCCAACAAUCAGCAAGAGUUUACAUCAGUGCAAUCUUUAAGCAAGAUAACAGGCAAAAACCACACACACAUGUGCCUGGAGUCAGGUGGCAUCUUCAAAGAGGCAUUUUGGACCCCCAGUGGCCUUGUUACAACAACAGUGUUCUACAAGUAACCCAAGGGUCAAACAACAAAGCAGCAACACACACAACCGUCAGCUCAGUGUCUAAGCAAGACUUUACUCUUCUUUUGCCACAGACUACUGCAAUUAAUUAAUAGCUGUUUAAUGCCACUUCUCAGAUCAUACACCAUAUUAAUGAAAGUGAGGAACUGAAGCAGAUGUCCUGAUUUCCACCAAAGUUUCACCCUUUACAGCCAUGAAAUUGCAGACAUGGCAUUUCAGCUUCUUUUGCACAGAGAUGGUAGCAUGCUCAGAGGACUUUUAACACCUCCCAUUAAUAGCCAAGAUCAGUUCUAACAGUACAGGAAAGCGCGGUCUCUGUAUUUACAAUCAGCACUUGACAACCAAAUCCUCCUGUGUGUCACAAUCAUUAUCCAGGAUCUGUAGGAUUAUACUGCCACCUGCUGAUCAUUAUAGUGCAUUGCUGCCAAAAUCAGUGAGUUAAUACUGAAAUUCUAUGAACCAAUUGAAGUAUGAUCUAGUCAUCAUCCUCGCACGUGGUAACUCUUGUUUCACGGGGAGAGCAGGCUGAUGGAUAGGAAGUACUAGAUGAUGAAUUUGGGGACACAAAAAAAUUGAGUGCAGUAUAGCAGGAAGGCUGUAAAACCUUGCAUUCUGUCUGUUUCAGACACUGUUGAAAUGUUGGGGACGAAUCUAACUUCCAGUUGAUGAUACAACAAUAUAAUAAGCAUAAAAAUACAACAUGAAAUGUUACAAAAAAAGAGUGCCAAUAAUACUUGCCUUAAUUUCUUUAAUCCUGGGAUCGGCAAUAAAUACCAAAUGAAAACAAUCAAUCACAAUUAGAUUUUGCUAUUUUAUGCCUAAAAACAUCCAAAUGACAAAAUAUUCCUUUUUAAAAUAUUUGAUACCUAAUGAAGGUAGUGAUUUGGUUUAGUUUUAGAACUUUCUUUCUAUGAUCUGUUCCACAUUAUCCAGCUCUCCUUUUCUUUGUAAUACUGAUGCGGGUAAUUCUCAUCACAUCACACAACAGUUCUGUUUCUUCAUUUCAUUGUCAUAUGGUGUGUAUACGUAAGAGAGUUUUUCAGACAAUGUGAUCCUCUAAGAAUGACAACACUUUAUACAGGGGUGAAAUGAAUUGAUAAUAAUAAUUGGACAGAAAAAGAAAAAGAGGUAGAAGCUCUUUUUCAUACGUUCACCUCUAGGAUGGGAACCGAAAUCACCACACCGGUAACGGCUUGAGGCAAACAAACAGGUGGCAAUAGUGGAUCAUUUCUGAACUACAGAACUGCAAAGAGACUUGAGACCAAGUUGCGAGCCUUAUAGGUGGUACUAAUCAGGCACAAUUUCAUGUGUACAUUAAAUCACUUUUUGUUUGCAUUGAGAACCUUCCUCACUGUGCUGGGUGCCUUAUUCCCCAGCCACUGAUACCAAAGAUUUUCUCCUUGCCAGUCUAGUCCAGUGUUGUCAAGGGAGGAUUAAAGAGCACAACCAUAUACACCAUAGAAAUUUUUACUUUCACUCAAAAACAGUGGGGUUAGACUGCAAAGUGCUACACUACAUACAGGAGAGGUGGCAAUUAUGCAGAAAGUUGAGUGCCUUUUUCCUUCAACUGCAGCUGGACUUACACUGAUCUAAAAUUU
This is a messenger RNA of Hemibagrus wyckioides, 3180 nucleotides long. RefSeq names its product one cut homeobox 3a (gene onecut3a). Lineage: Eukaryota; Metazoa; Chordata; Actinopteri; Siluriformes; Bagridae. Gene Ontology annotation, biological process: regulation of transcription by RNA polymerase II. Gene Ontology annotation, molecular function: RNA polymerase II cis-regulatory region sequence-specific DNA binding; DNA-binding transcription factor activity, RNA polymerase II-specific. Bases 1 to 1335 code for a protein of 444 amino acids. Gene Ontology annotation, cellular component: nucleus. The transcript is spliced from 2 exons. The record is from RefSeq and is a predicted model, not a curated record.